AUGACACUCUCCCCUCGCAGCUAUGCAGCCGGCCCGCCGCCACCUCCCAUCGGUGGCAUUCAAGAUGAGACGCCCAUGGGAGCAGGGAUGUUGGAUCCGACACAACAACACUACCAGCCGCCGAAUAUAAGUUAUCCGGACGAAAAAUCCAAGAAGACAUUCACGUUUACUCGAAAAACAAUAAUAAUAAUUGUGGUUGUAGUGGUGGUUAUCAUCGGCGCACUCGUGGGUGGAUUGGUGGGCGGGUUGAGAAGCAAAAAUAGUGGGAAUAGUUCUCCAGAAACGUCGUCGCAAACCUCGAGCUCAGACUUGAGUAAUACUGGAGCAUUUACUCCUGUUCGAACAUCGUCGAGUUCUGGUGAUACUUCUACUCCGACUCGUGGACCGGAUGCCACGACCACUGAUGGGAAUCGUCCAACUUCCACUGGCACUAGUACUAUCUCAGAAAUCGAUACCUUACGGGGCACAGAUGGUUCCGAAGAUGCCUAUCCCACAACCGCAACAUAUUCUAUAAUCAAUGCCAGUGGAAUAUCCGAUAUCUCUCCAACUCCCUUCCCAGGAUUCGACGAACCAAUCUCCUCGUCCUCUUUACUCAAAAACGGAGACUUUAAGUCCGGUAACUUCGAUGGCUGGACCAAUGACGACGGUUGCUGGCGGGUGCAGAAGGAUCCCUCAACAGUUGGUUUCUCUCCGUUAGAAAAGUUGAACAAUGGGAAUAAUAGUAUUGCUCGAAAUACGGCUGAUGAUCUGAGUGGUGGGAAGAGUUGUAAUCUUACACAAGUGGUCACGGGCUUACAGCCUGGGACGCUGGAGCUUUCCUUCUUAUGGGGGCUCUACGAAAUAGACAAGGAUACUUGGUUUUACGUCUCUGCCGGGCCCAUUAGUCGUCAAUUGGUGAUAUUAGCAAUGCAGGAUACCCCGGGGUUUCACAGAACGAUAGAAUGGACACGGUCGGCAUAUAGCAUCGAGUUCGAAGGUGGUGACUUUGUAGUUACUUUCUCGGCGCACUCACGAGCAACUGCACAUGAUGUCGCGCAAGUUCAGUUGAUCCUAAAAUAA
Messenger RNA from Orbilia oligospora ATCC 24927, 1059 nucleotides. RefSeq lists its product as uncharacterized. Lineage: Eukaryota; Fungi; Ascomycota; Orbiliomycetes; Orbiliales; Orbiliaceae. Bases 1 to 1059 code for a protein of 352 amino acids. The transcript is spliced from 2 exons. The record is from RefSeq and is a predicted model, not a curated record.